Molecule: messenger RNA, 5917 nt
Organism: Notothenia coriiceps (black rockcod)
Lineage: Eukaryota; Metazoa; Chordata; Actinopteri; Perciformes; Nototheniidae
Product: endoplasmic reticulum mannosyl-oligosaccharide 1,2-alpha-mannosidase
Exons: 9
Biological process (GO): carbohydrate metabolic process; mannose trimming involved in glycoprotein ERAD pathway
Cellular component (GO): membrane; endoplasmic reticulum
Molecular function (GO): calcium ion binding; mannosyl-oligosaccharide 1,2-alpha-mannosidase activity
Source: RefSeq, a predicted model, not a curated record
UUUCAGGCAGAACUGAGGCCAGACUGGAGGCAGUACGUGAUGCCUUCAGGCAUGCUUGGAAAGGCUACAAGGACUACGCCUGGGGUCACGAUGAGCUCAAGCCCAUCUCCAGGACUUUUGGGGAGUGGUUCGGACUGGGUUUGACAAUCAUCGAUUCUUUGGACACCAUGUGGAUUCUGGGCCUCAGAGAAGAGUUUGCAGAAGCGAGGGACUGGAUAGAGAAAGAGCUCUCCUUCGACAAGAACGUGGACGUGAAUCUUUUUGAGACGACCAUCCGGGUCCUUGGGGGCCUGCUGAGCACCUACAAUCUGACAGGAGACCAGCUCUUCCUCGACAAAGCUAAAGACAUCGGGGCGAGAUUGAUGCCUGCCUUCAAAACCCCCUCAAAGAUCCCGUUCUCAGACGUGAACAUCGGGAAGGGGACAGCCCACCCACCCCGAUGGACGUCAGACAGCACGCUGGCCGAGGUCACCAGCAUUCAGCUGGAGUUCAGAGAGCUGAGCCGCCUCACACAGGACCCUCAGUACCAGGAGGUUGUGAAUGAGGUGAUGAAGCUGGUCCACAAGCUGCCAGGCAAACACGACGGCCUGGUUCCCAUGUUCAUCAACACCAACAGUGGCCAGUUCACCCACAAAGGGGUCUUCACUCUGGGGGCCAGGGCAGACAGCUACUAUGAAUACCUGCUCAAACAGUGGAUCCAGGGAGGCAAGAUGGAAGACGACCUGCUGGAGGACUACCUUCAGGCCGUGGAGGGAGUGAAGAAACACCUUGUGAGACAGACGGGGUCCGGCAGACUGACUUUUGUUGGAGAGUUGUCCCAUACCCGCUUCAACCCUAAAAUGGACCACCUCGUGUGCUUCCUGCCAGGCACCUUAGCACUGGGGGCCCACAACGGGCUCCCGGGGGACCACAUGGACCUGGCUGUGCAGCUGAUGGAGACGUGUCAUCAGAUGUACAAACAGAUGGAGACUGGGCUGAGUCCAGAGAUCGCUCACUUCAACCUGCAGGCCUCCGAUGGCCUGGAUAUCUUCGUCAAGCCUGCAGACAGACACAACCUGCUGAGACCAGAAACAGUGGAGAGUCUGUUCUACAUGUACCGGUUCACCAAGGACACCAAGUACAGAGACUGGGGAUGGAACAUACUGGAAAGCUUCAACAACCACACUAAGGUCCCCGGUGGUGGCUACACGUCCAUCAACAACGUACGUGACAUCGAGAACCCCGCGCCCCGAGACAAGAUGGAGAGCUUCUUCCUGGGUGAGACCCUGAAGUACUUCUAUCUGCUCUUCUCUGACGACAUGGAGCUUCUCAAUCUGGACAAGUAUGUCUUUAACACGGAGGCCCACGCUUUCCCCAUCUGGCCCUCCCCCCCCAAGUGAUGUCAUCGUACAGGAGCAGUCUGUAGACAUCAGGUAAAAAGAAUCCUGUAGGCGUCACUGCUGAUUGGUCAGGGCUGGACUGUAGUGCUGAGCAGACCUGCGUCCACCUGCACUAAAACAUGUGGAGGAGAUACUGAGUUUUAUUUUCCUUAUUUCUUAACUUUUCCUAAGGAAAAUGUCUGUGAGCUGGUCUCUAAUGUAAAGCGUUUUGUUUUUGUAUCUGCUCCGACCUACUGGCUCCAACAGGUCAUGGGCAAGAAGAUGAUGGGGAGCUUUCCUACUGGGGUGACUGGGACCGUUCUGUAUGUGUAUACACUGUAUAUGUGGGUUGUAAAACCACCGCCUCAUCCCUGUCUUUUUGUUAGUCCUACCGUCAGACAUGGUGGCUGUGAAGGAAUUCACAAAUGACUUAAGGUGCAGUAACCAAUAAUGGAAAUCUGUGGAGUAUGUUUGCUAAAAUUAUGUUUAAAUGGAUUCCUCUCGGAAAGGAGUAGCAGAUCAUUUCUAAAGGUCUUUACUUUGGCAACACCGAGUGCACUUGCUUAUUGCAAAAAUUACAUAAAAUGAGUUUUACAUUGUAAUACUUUGAGACGUAUGUCCCCUUUGUCUUGCCGUCCUGAGUGUCUAUGAGCAGCUACAGCGCAGUGUCCGCGGGCCAAUAUACGUUCUGAGAGCAAAGGCAGCACUGUGUUCCUAAUGCCCGACAUGCACACUUUCCUUUAUUAAAGACGUUAUGAAGCAUUGCUAACUUGCUAUAAAUCAGUCCAUCCAAUUAUUGUAAAACAACACUUUUGUUGUUUGGGUAUGAAUGUUAUUCAAACCUGUCUUUUUUUUGAUGGUUUUCUGAUUCUUUUAGCUUUCAGUUUUUUCGGUUUUUCAGGCUUUCUAUGUAGUGCAUUGCACUCAUUAAUUAGUUAAAGGCACUCUUAGGUAUUUUUCCACCUAUUCCCUAUUUUCAUGCUUUAGUGUCCAAGUGACUGAUGCGGAAAAAAACCUUUCUGAAAUUGGUCUAGUAUAGAGAGAGAGAGAGAGAGAGAGAGAGAGAGAGAGAGAGAGCGCUACCUUACACAAACAAGUGCUUUCAGUGGACCAAUAGGAUCACAGUGCAGCAUCUCGCUUAAUACUGGACCAAUUUAAAACAUCCUACUGCACAGUCACACUUCCUUGUGUUUUUUAAAUGCAAAGUUGGUUAAUUACUGAUGUUUUAUUUUGUGUGUCAGUGACAGAGAAGUCAAUGUGUUUAAGGACCUAAAGGUGUGAUGCUGAAAGUAUCCUGAACAGAGGUCCAUUGAAAUAAUGAUUCUGAAUUGGAAUUCUACACAUAAUGACAUGUUGUUUUAUUAAUGAAUGUAUGCAUUGUUAUUUAAGUGUUACAUUUGUUCAUAGGUAAAUGAAACUCUAGCUCUACAGAUAUGGGCUGCGUCCUGGUUUUGAAUACUUCAUUAUUCACACUUAUAUGAAGGGGGAUACAUGAAAGCUUCCAUACAGUCUUACAUUUGCAGUUUUUUAUGAAGUUACAGUAUAUGGGAGAAACCGACUUACAUAAACAUUUCCUGUGUCAGGGACAUUAUGUCCACAGCCCUUCACACAAAUGACUUGUUUAAGAAAUGAAGUGUUUCGAAUUGUUUUCUUCAUACUUCAAGGAGUUUGAUUCACGCUGUGUAGCAACCCCUGACUUCCGUCAAAUGUGAUGUAAGAGCAGCGCUUGUUUUCUAUUCUGUGACAUUGAAAAUCAAUUUGAAGGACAUAACAGGUGAACUGUAGGAGCUGCUUUGAAGAUGGCUCAACCCACACCAUUGAAAGGGUCUUUGUCUCUGAAACUUUUUCUGUGGUUUCAAAUGGUGAAGAAGACGUCCGUCCAUGGAGCUCCUUCUGUCCGACAGACAGCCAUACCCACAACAUUGAAUGUGCACUCCAUUUGCCAACGCUCUACUGUGCCUAUUUCAAUGUGUAUUGUGCUACAGUGGUGUGUCCUUUUCUUGCUGCUGUAUCAGUGGAGUGAAUUUGUGAAGUGCCAUGGGUGCUCCUGGUUUGUGUUUUUCAUUUGAAUGGGUGGUCGACUAAACAUUAUGGCUGUAAAUACUUUCUGUUGUUUCUAACGUGUGAACUGAAUCCAACCUUGUCAUUUUAUGUCCUCAUGUCAAAACAAUCUGUAAGUUGUUUUUUCUUUCUGCGCUUUUUGUUUAAUGAGGGUUAACUAUAUGGCGAGAGACUGUCUGAUCUUUGAAGUAUUUGUUUUUCUUAUUUGUUGCUCGCCAGGGAAAAGGGUAAAUACUAUUUUGGAAAUGUGUAUACUUUUAAAAAUCUUACUUGAUGUGAGAAGAACAUCUCUACUACAAAUAUUAGAAGAGUAUACCAUGGUUUAAUAAACCAAUGUUAUUGAGAGAUUUACUAUUAUUACAUGCAUUAAUGUGUUUUCUAUUCACCCUGAGUGUGACCACUUUCAAACCAGACCGAACCGGAUAGGACGAGUUACGGUGCUGUAACUGUCAUGAGGCCCUGUAACUGUCAUGAGGCCCUGUAACUGUCAUGAGGCCCUGUAACUGUCAUGAUGAGGCCCUGUAACUGUCAUGAUGAGGCCCUGUAACUGUCAUGAUGAGGCCCUGUAACUGUCAUGAUGAGGCCCUGUGACUGUCAUGAGGCCCUGUGACUCUCAUGAUGAGGCCCUGUAACUGUCAUGAUGAGGCCCUGUAACUCUCAUGAUGAGGCCCUGUGACUGUCAUGAGGCCCUGUGACUGUCAUGAGGCCCUGUAACUGUCAUGAGGCCCUGUAUCAUCUAAUGUAGUGUAAAUGGAUUUUGUUACUUUAAGGAGGAAAAUCUAAAAGUGGCUGGAGGCGUUGUGAGUAAAUACUAAAGUCACACACGUGGGUGAACAAGCCAAACUCAAACACUCUUUGGAAAUCAGCCAUACCUCUUAAACCAAUUUCAAUUUGGUGAGAGUGUUGAAUUCUCAAUAGCAUUUUACAAAAAGAUAAUCUGCCAGAAGCCUUUUUUACUUAUUAUGGCGGUAUUCCAAUAUUUCUUAUUGCCCACAAAGAAAAAAUGAUGUUGGUCAGACUCUUAAUACUCUGACUUCUUCAACCCGUUUGAGGGAAUGUACCCCAAGACCCUUUGUUCCUACUGAAGAUAUUCAUCUUCAAAAACAUAACACAAAAUAUGUCGUCAACUAUUAUUUUUAAAGGCUUAGGAAUUCCCUAUAACAGCUUGACACUAGUUUCUAUCAAACCUUACUCAAACAGGAGAACAUCAUAUUUGUUGGGCUCUAUUUACAGUGUAAGAUUAAUACACAUGUUCUCUAUUUGUGUAUUUUGUAUAUGUGAGAUCAACUCAAGAUGAACCACAGUGUGUGUUUGAUGGUAAUGAAGGAACCCAGUGCAAAAGUGUGGCUCACUGAUGUCAUGUUAAAUGUUUUUGGACAACCACAGCUUCGUUUUUUUGCUUGAUCUGAAUUUGUUUUUUUUUAAUGUUUAUGAAAAUGAAGGAAGGAAGAUUGUUAAACCUGAGAGUUGUUGUAUAUCCUGAAUCCACGAGGGAUCUAGAAUCUGUGGAGUCAGAACGCAGAAAGGAUCAGAUAAAAAGCUGCUUUACUAUGAAAUGAAAAAGGCAGUGACUUUCAGAGUUUUCACUUUGUUAAAUGCUCUGCUCUCUGUAUACGAUUGCCUCUCUUUUCAUUAGCACAAAUCCGCCUUUACGACAGAUAUUCAUGAUUACUAUUUUGUGUUACGAGGCUGAUUGUAACGGAAAAGAUAAAAGACGUGAAAUGGCUCACUUAGCUCCACAGAGAGCUCCCACAGAAGCUAUUUCAUUCACUUUGCUUUCCAUUUCAAGUUCUGAUUAUUAUUGCACGGAUGGUUCUUUCACUUUACGGAAAUUGGGCUGUCUAGAACCUUUUUAAUAUAUAAAAGUGGUACAUUGAUUCUUGAAGUUGUAUUAGAAUUUCAAAGGUUUUGUGAAACACAAGGAUGUACUUUUGGUAAGAAGCUUUUAGUUUUUCCUAUCUUAAAUAAGCUUAUUGGCUAAAUCUGACAAAUGAUGUAAUUAUGACUGAAUCCAAGCCAUAGCAACAUGACAACUCUACUCUUCUACAGGAUGUGGGUGAAAGAACCGCAGCAUUGUGAAUCCGUUUUAGACACAGGGGCCAAAGACAUGGAUAAUAUAAUUGUUGCUGGUUCAAUACCCUCAUUGAGCCAUGCUAAAGAUAAAAGCCUUCUCUGCAUGAUGACAGAUCCAGUUUGUUGGCCUGCAAGUUGAUAACUCAUCUGCUUUGGAGACAUGCUGACACGCCUGUAUUCAUUUUCAUUUAAGUGGUUAUUUUAUUGGGUUAUUUUCUUUUCAGAGCGGAUACAGUUUGGCAGUUUCUCAUGAUGAUGCACUUUUCAUAGUUCUUGUCUUUUAUCUGUCCUAUAUACAAAUCCAUGUUCACUGUACAGAUGUCGAUGGAGCACUUUGUAACUCAAGUUGUGGCUUAUUGCAAAGUUCACCAAAUGCAAACUGUCCUCCUGGUUACACCAUUUUUGAAUAAAGAUUUUCAACGAAG